GUCUGCCGCUGGCGGGAGGGUCUCGCGGGGACUCCCGUGGGUGUGGCCCAGGGGGUGCUGCGAGUGUGUGUAGUUGGGGGGGGGGUGCGCAGGGGGCAGCGGUGUCGCGGUGACUCGGACCCGCGGGCCGAGCGGCGCGGGCCCCGUCCCCAGUCCCGGACGUUGGCGCGGAGUCACAUCCGGCGGGAGGGGGCGGGCCUGCGGGCCCCGGAAGUGUGGGCGCGGGCCGUGGUUUAACCCGCGGCGCCGGUGGCUGCGGCAGCGGUGGCGGCGGCGGCCGGGGGCAGGUUUCUCGUGCGUAAAAUGAGGAAAGCCAAAGGCCACACAGCCGCGAGGGCCCGGUGUGAGGAUCACCCCAUCUGCUGCGGACAGAGUGCCUAGGACACGGCUCGGUGCAUCGAGGCCCUGCACGUGACAGUCCCUUUCUGUGGCGCGUGGAGAGCGUGGUCGCUGAGCACAGGAAGAUGGAGACUCUGAAAGACAAGACCUUGGAGGAGCUGGAGGAGAUGCAGAAUGACCCAGAGGCCAUUAACCGGCUGGCCCAGGAGGCCCCCGAGGUCCAGGACCUGCAGCUGGAGCGGGAGAUGGCACUGGCCACCAACCGGAGCCUGGCGGAGCGGAACCUGGAGUUCCAAGGCCCCCUAGAGAUCAGCCGCUCCAACCUCUCGGACAAGUACCAGGAGCUCCGGAAGCUUGUGGAGCGGUGCCAGGAACAGAAGGCGAAGCUGGAGAAAUUUUCUUUGGCGCUGAAGCCAGAGACCUUGUUAGACCUCCUGCAGAUCGAAGGCAUGAAGAUCGAAGAAGAGUCUGAGGCCAUGGCUGAGAAGUUCCUGGAGGGCGAGGUGCCCUUGGAAACGUUUUUGGAGAACUUUUCCUCCAUGAGGAUGCUGUCCCAUCUGCGAAGGGUGCGCGUGGAGAAGCUCCAGGAUGUGAUGAGGAAGCCCAGAGUUUCCCAGGAGCCGGCUGGUGACGCCCCUCCUCCACGCCCGCCGCCUCCGCCUCGCCCGGCCCCUCCGGCGACACCCCCUGUGGCCAAAGAGUCGUCCCCGCCACCUUCAGUAGUGCCUCCUUACCCUUUGCCCUACAGCCUGUCCCCUGGCAUUCCCACGGGCCCCACUGCCCAGGGCCCGCUCCAGCCGGCCCCCUUCCCUGUGGUGUCCCAGCCCUCCUUUCCCUACGGGGGGCCUUUGGGCCCUCCUUACCCGGCAGCCCACCCAGGACCCCGGGGUGCUACGGGCUACUCCUGGUCCCCACAGCGGAGCACACCUCCCCGGCCAGGCUAUCCCGUGGCCCCCACUGCUGCCUCUGGCCCCGGGUACCCCUUGGCGGGGAGCCGGGCCCCCAGUCCUGGUUAUCCUCAACAGGCCCCCUACCUCUCUCCAGGAGGAAGACCUCCCUACCCAACGCAGCCCCCGCUCCCGAGCUUCCCAGGUCAGCCCCAGCCCUCAGGCCCCCCUCAGCCACCCUACCCCCCUGGGCCCGCGCCUCCUUAUGGGUUUCCACCACCUCAGGGUCCUACCUGGCCUGGGUAUUAGACAGCAUCCUGGCCCUCGGUCCUUCUCUCCUCCCACCCGUCCCACAGCCCUCGGCCCACCCGCCACUGAGAUCCGAGGUUAAACUGGAAGUGGACUUGUGUCAGCACACAGGGGCCUUGGGGGGACCUGGUUGGGGGCGCGG
Lutra lutra (Eurasian river otter) is the source of this 1677-nucleotide messenger RNA. It is a transcript of the gene VPS37C, whose product is annotated as VPS37C subunit of ESCRT-I. The record is from RefSeq and is a predicted model, not a curated record. NCBI's taxonomy places the organism in Eukaryota, Metazoa, Chordata, Mammalia, Carnivora, Mustelidae. Gene Ontology annotation, cellular component: ESCRT I complex. Gene Ontology annotation, biological process: protein targeting to membrane; protein targeting to vacuole; ubiquitin-dependent protein catabolic process via the multivesicular body sorting pathway. The transcript is spliced from 7 exons. The coding region runs from base 465 to 1535 and encodes 356 amino acids.